Messenger RNA from Suillus subalutaceus, 1128 nucleotides. Its product is annotated as lamb YcsF family protein. Lineage: Eukaryota; Fungi; Basidiomycota; Agaricomycetes; Boletales; Suillaceae. The record is from RefSeq and is a predicted model, not a curated record. The transcript is spliced from 10 exons. Gene Ontology annotation, biological process: carbohydrate metabolic process. The coding region runs from base 195 to 983 and encodes 262 amino acids.
CUGUCUACUUCACACUGUCGUGGGCGCAGCCACCAGUAUGUGCAACCACGGGCCGAGGUCUUCGGGACUCAUAAGGUCACCUGCUUUCAAUUACUGGCAGUACUUCUAGGAUAUCCAGCUUGUCAGCGACAUCGUCUUAUCGCCUUCAGAUAACGCCGACUUUACGAACGGACACCACGCGAAUUAGUUAUACCAUGAGCAGACCAUUGAAAGCUACUGUCAACUGUGAUAUGGGGGAGGGCUUCUCCUUGUAUACCAUCGGAGACGACGAAGGUCUUAUGAAGACAAUCCAUUUGGCAAAUGUUGCCUGUGGAUUCCAUGCUUCCGACUUCUCGGUCAUGAACAAGACAGUUGCACUCGCCAAGUCUAACAACGUCCUUGUGGGGGCUCACCCUUCCUUGCCUGAUUUACAAGGUUUCGGGCGUCGCGAGAUGGCAAUUGAGCCGGACGAGCUAGAGUCCUGCUUCAUCUAUCAGGUAGGUGCAUUGGACGGGUUUUUGAAACGCUACGGGCUUCCCAUGAAUCACAUAAAACCCCACGGCUCUGUCUACGGUCAGACAGCACGCUCUAUCGACCUCGCACGGGCAGUUGUUGGUGUCACCAAAAUCUUCAAAUCUAGCGCGGCCAGUCCUCAAGGUGUAGCCUUUAUGGGGCUCGCUGGAACAGCUCACCAACAAGCUGCAGAAGAACUGGGCGUGCCGUUCAUUGCAGAGUGGUUUGCUGACCUUGACUACAGUGAUGAGGGGAAAUUGUUGAUAACGAAGAAGCAUGAUCCAGUACCCAUUGAAGUCGUGCGCCAACGAGUAACAAACCUUCUGAGGUUCCAUAAAGUUUCUACGGUCGGAGGCAAGCAGCUCGACAUCGGAGCAAACAUCGCUGAGGUCUCCAUAUGCUGCCAUUCUGAUACUCCAGGGGCGGUGGAAAUCGCCCAAGCAGUGAAGUCUUUGGUAGACGAAAGCAACACAGAGGCGGGCUAUGUGUGAACGGAGGAAUAUGAGUAAAGAGGUCCCAGUCCGAGACUCCGCACUUAAAGACUAAUAUGUAUUGCAAGUUGUAUUAGCAAAGCCUUGGUAGCUUUCAAAGACGAAUCACAUCCCAACAGCAUCCACAUAGUUUAGUCUGAUUAAG